Molecule: messenger RNA, 1347 nt
Organism: Miscanthus lutarioriparius
Lineage: Eukaryota; Viridiplantae; Streptophyta; Magnoliopsida; Poales; Poaceae
Source: the annotation of a GenBank genome assembly
AUGGCGCUAGUACAGUUUAAUGGUGCCUUGGUUCCUCAACUCGGUGAAAAACCUCGGCUGCUAUCCUCGGCACCUGCAGUUGCAAGGGCUACCUAUGCUGACGCAAGAUUCCUGGCACCAAAAACUGGUUCAAGAGGUAGAGGUAAACACCUGCUAUCACCUAGUUAUAGUUUGCAUUCACAGACCUCUUCUGAACAACUAAACCAUGUACCAUCAUCAAGAUUUCGCCAGAAAAGGGGUUCACGUUUUGUCGUCAGAGCUGAAGCUGAUUUCUAUAGUGUACUUGGUGUCUCAAGAAAUGCUAGUAAAUCUGAAAUCAAGAGCGCCUAUCGGAAGCUUGCGAGGAGCUAUCAUCCGGAUGUAAACAAAGAUCCUGGUGCGGAACAAAAGUUCAAGGAUAUCAGCAAUGCUUAUGAGGUUUUAUCUGAUGAUGAGAAGCGAUCAAUCUAUGAUAAAUAUGGAGAAGCAGGUCUUAAGGGUGCUGGCAUGGGCACAGGAGAUUACUCAAACCCUUUCGAUCUCUUUGAGUCCCUGUUUGAGGGGUUCGGUGGAAUGGGCGGAAUGGGUGGUGGCCGUGCUGCUCGGAACAGACCAAUGCAAGGUGAUGAUGAGAGCUACAAUCUGGUGCUCAAUUUCAAGGAAGCGGUGUUUGGUGUAGAGAAAGAGAUUGAGAUAACCAGAUUGGAAGGCUGUAACACCUGUGAUGGAAGUGGUGCCAAGCCAGGUACAAAGGCAACGACAUGUAAAACCUGUGGAGGUCAGGGCCAGGUAGUCUCCUCCACAAGAACACCACUUGGAAUAUUCCAGCAAGUCUCCACCUGCAAUACUUGUGGUGGCACUGGUGAAUUCUCCACUCCUUGCAACACCUGUGGGGGUGAUGGACGAGUGCGAAGGACAAAGAGGAUAAGUCUAAAGGUUCCUGCCGGAGUGGAUUCUGGGAGCAGGCUUAGGGUCCGGUCUGAGGGUAAUGCUGGCCGGAGAGGAGGCCCUCCUGGGGACCUUUAUGUCUUUAUUGAUGUUCUCUCGGAUCCUGUUCUUAAGCGAGAUGGGACAAACAUUCUGUACACAUGCAAGGUUUCUUACAUUGAUGCAAUCCUUGGGACAACCGUCAAAGUCCCCACUGUUGAUGGAAUGGUUGACCUUAAGAUACCCUCAGGAACUCAGCCAGGCACAACUCUGGUGAUGUCUAAGAAAGGUGUUCCACUUCUUGGAAAGUCAAAUACUCGUGGAGACCAGCUGGUGCGUGUCCAGGUUGAGAUUCCGAAACGUCUGAGCAGCGACGAGAAGAAGCUAAUUGAGGAGCUUGCAAACCUGAAUAAGGCUCAAACAGCCAAUAGCAGGAGAUGA